This is a messenger RNA of Drepanopeziza brunnea f. sp. 'multigermtubi' MB_m1, 1263 nucleotides long. RefSeq lists its product as uncharacterized. Gene Ontology annotation, cellular component: membrane. Lineage: Eukaryota; Fungi; Ascomycota; Leotiomycetes; Helotiales; Drepanopezizaceae. Gene Ontology annotation, molecular function: iron ion binding; C-5 sterol desaturase activity. The record is from RefSeq and is a predicted model, not a curated record. Gene Ontology annotation, biological process: sterol biosynthetic process.
AUGUGCACAGAAAAUGCUGGACAUGCUGGAAAUAGUGGAAAUGGCUCGACGGAUAGGAGGCGAUCGAUGGAUCGUUGGUUGCUACCCGAAAGUACGGGACUCACCAGAUAUACUUCGAAAAUAACCUCUCGUCUCCCCCCGUCCCGUCUUCUUAUUUUGAAAACUCAAAAUAAGCUGCGACCACCACCCGCCACCACCGCCACGACCGCCACGAUGGACAUCGCACUUGAGUUCUGGGAUACUUUUCUCUUUGAUAAUAUCUAUGCUGCUGUCGCUCCUCUGAAGCCUGCGACCUUCAGUCCCAUCAGCGGCGCUGGCAAUUGGACGCUCCCGGACAUCAAAGCGGCAUCACAAUGGCAGUUCCAGCCCGCCAGCACUUUGCUCUCCUUCUCCCCGCGAGAUGCCGCAUAUUUGAGCCAGGUCCCUCGAGACAAUAUCUUCCGACAGGCCCUCUCUCUCUUCCUCAUCAUGUGGAUCGCCGGCGCAGCCCUGUACUUCAUCGUCUCCUCCCUCUCCUACAUCUUCGUCUUCGACAAAUCCACCUUCAACCACCCCAAGUUCCUCAAGAACCAGAUCCGCCAAGAGAUCAAGCAGGCCACCGAUGCCAUGCCCGUCAUGUCGCUCCUCACCAUGCCCUUCUUCCUCGCCGAAGUCCGCGGCCAUUCCCAGCUCUACGACCUCCUGGGUGACGAGCCCUUCCGCUUCUACAACCUGCUGCAGUUCCCCUUCUUCAUCCUCUUCACCGACAUGUUCGUCUACUUCAUCCACCGCGGCCUGCACCACCCGCUCUGCUACAAGACCCUGCACAAGCCGCACCACAAGUGGAUCAUGCCGACGCCGUACGCCAGUAUCGCCUUCCACCCCGUCGACGGCUGGGCGCAAUCGCUCCCUUACCACAUCUUCCCUUUCGUGUUCCCCCUCCAGAAGUUCGCCUACCUGGCCCUCUUCUUCUUCGUCCAGGUCUGGACCGUCUUCAUCCACGACGGCGAGUACGUUGCCAACUCCGCCAUCCUGAACGGUGCCGCGUGCCACACGAUGCACCAUCUGUACUUCAACUACAACUACGGGCAGUACACGACGCUGUGGGAUCGGCUGGGAGGGAGCUACCGGAAGCCGAACGAGGAGCUGUUCAAGCGCGAGACGAAGAUGACGGCUGCGGAGUGGAGUCGCCAGGCACUGGAGAUGGAGAAGGUGGUCAAGGAGGUCGAGGGCGAGGACGACCGGAGUUAUGAUCCGGAAGACGAUAUGAAGAAGACGAAGUAA